AAAUCGGGAGUAACCAAGUGCUCUGCAAUCGUCGACACAACCAUUUCCAUGGGCGACCGCGACAGGCAUCAGCAGCAGCCGCCAAGCGAGGCGAUAAAGAGCCUCCUGCCGGACAAGGGCCCCUCCGGUCCCCAGGCGCUGGCGGUGGCCAUCCUGCUCCCCGUCGGCGGCAGCCUCCUCGCCCUCUCCUGCCUCACCCUCGUCGGCUCCCUCAUCGGCCUCGCCGUGCUGACGCCGGUGUUCCUGCUGUUCAGCCCGGUACUGGUGCCGGCGGCGCUGCUGGCCGCCCUGGCGGUGGCGGGCUUCCUGGGCUCCGGCGCCCUCGGCCUCGCUGGGCUCUCGUCCCUGGGCUACCUGCUGAGAAAGGCGAGCGCGCUGGUGCAGCAGGCGGCGCCAGAGCAGGUGGAGCAGGUGAGGCGGCGGAUGGGGGAGGUGGGCCAGAAGGCCAAGGACGCCGCGCAGGGCAGGGCGGAGGAGAGCAAGAGAACUUGAAGAUCAUUAACAAUUAAGACUCAAAAUGUGAACCGUGUAGUUGUCAUGCACCACUGUCGCUACUGUAUUGUGUCUCCUACGUACGCUGCCCGCUUUGGAAAAUAAAUCACUUUUGAACAGACUA
Molecule: messenger RNA, 616 nt
Organism: Zingiber officinale
Lineage: Eukaryota; Viridiplantae; Streptophyta; Magnoliopsida; Zingiberales; Zingiberaceae
Product: oleosin 18 kDa-like
Exons: 1
Coding region: 49-492 (147 amino acids)
Biological process (GO): lipid storage; response to freezing; seed oilbody biogenesis
Cellular component (GO): membrane; monolayer-surrounded lipid storage body
Source: RefSeq, a predicted model, not a curated record